Molecule: messenger RNA, 1296 nt
Organism: Candidozyma auris
Lineage: Eukaryota; Fungi; Ascomycota; Pichiomycetes; Serinales; Metschnikowiaceae
Gene: DFG5
Product: putative mannan endo-1,6-alpha-mannosidase
Exons: 1
Coding region: 1-1296 (431 amino acids)
Biological process (GO): carbohydrate catabolic process; fungal-type cell wall biogenesis; budding cell bud growth
Molecular function (GO): mannan endo-1,6-alpha-mannosidase activity
Source: RefSeq, a predicted model, not a curated record
AUGGCCCUAAGCAUCGACAUUCAGCUGGAAGAGUCGAUCUGCGACGCCGCACAGGCGAUCGUGCAAGGUGCCAUGAACUACUACUUAGGGCUCAAGCACGGCGGAACAGUGGGAAUGUUCUCAGCACCUUACUAUUGGUGGCAAGCUGGUGAAGUGUUUGGCGGCUGGAUUGACUACCACCAAUUCUGUAAACCAGACAACGAUACAUUCAAGGAGAUUUUGUUCGAUGCCAUGUUGCAUCAGGCAGGAUCGAAGUUCGACUACAUGCCCAGCAACCAGAGUAUGACGGAAGGUAACGAUGACCAAGGUGUUUGGGGGUUGACGCUUCUUCAGGCUGCUGAGCGCAACUUCACCGACAGCGAAGACCACUCGUGGUUGUCGAUGGCUCAGUCGAUCUACAACCAGAUGUUGUCUCGUUGGGAUACAACCACUUGCCAUGGAGGGUUGAGAUGGCAGAUCUUCACGUGGAACUCGGGUUACAACUACAAGAACUCCAUUUCUAACGGAUGUUUCUUCCACAUUGCCGCUCGUUUGUACAGAUUCACCGAAGAUGAAAUGUAUCUAGAGCAAGCGGAGAAGAUCUGGGACUGGAUGUGGGGUGUAGGUUUCAUGACGGAUGAAAAGGAGUUUAUCAUCUAUGAUGGUGCCGACGACCAGACUAACUGCACAGACUUGACUGUUCACAAGUGGUCGUACAUUUACGGUGUAUUCUUGGGAGGAUGUGCUUACCUCUACAACGCUACAGAGGACGCUAUAUGGAAGACUAGGGUGGAGGAGAUCUUGGAUGCCUCCAAGUACUUCUAUAAUGACUCUGUCUUGUCGGAAUCUACAUGUGCGCCAUGGGGCAAAUGUAACAAUGACCAGCGUUCAUUCCUUGCCCUCUUGGCAAGAAACUUGGGUUUGACUGCAACCUUGGUUCCUGAGUUAUACGACCACAUCACUAAUGAGAUGUUGGCGCCUAGUGCCAAGGGUGCUGCUGCGUCUUGUUCUGGUGGUUCUGACGGCAUCACUUGUGGACAAAACUGGAACAUCGGCAGAUGGGACGGAUUGUUUGGCUUGGGUGAGCAGAUGAACGCCUUGGAGACCGUCAUGAGUAUGAUCACCACCAAGCACCCUCCAUACACCUCGAAUAAUGGAGGCUCGUCCAAGUCUGUUCCAGAUGCUGGGAACCACACGUCCACAUCUGUCAACAGUAAACUCAUUGAUGUGGCAACAAAGGAUAGAGCAGGUGCGGCCAUUUUGACCGCCAUCGUAUUGGGGUUGACCUUAUCUGGCGGCGUAUGGAUGUUGUUCUAG